UCACUGAUUGUGUUUUAGGGUGUGCCGUAUGUGGAAGGGAAGGGGAUGAGCAGUCUGUACAAGCUCCAGAGUGGUGGAGCUAUUUUAGGACCCCCUGGUGCACCUGGUGCCCCGGGUCCAAAGGGAGACGAAGGAGCUAUUGGGGAACCGGGACCCAUGGGCUUACCUGGGCUCGAAGGGCUUCCAGGUGCCAAGGGUGAUAUCGGCCUCCCAGGUCCCCCUGGGGGAACUGGUCCUCCAGGGAAGCCCGGCAGUCGCGGAGAGCCAGGGAUCCCUGGAGAACCGGGUGAGAGGGGGCCUAUCGGAGAGACUGGAUUCCCUGGACCUGAAGGACCUCAAGGUGUUCCUGGGAGGCCUGGAAAAGAUGGAACUCCUGGAUACAAGGGAUCCACAGGUGUACCAGGUGACAGGGGAUCCAAAGGAGAACGUGGUGAUCCAGGCAUUCCAGGAGAAAGAGGUGUUCAAGGUGAGAGAGGUCGUGUAGGAGAUCCUGGCCCCAUUGGACCAAUGGGACCACCAGGAGGAAAAGGAGAUCCUGGCCCCCCCGGACAAUUAGGCAGUGUAAAACUGCUGGAUGAUCCCAGCUUUACAGAAGAACUCAAAAUCUUUAUCCAAAGUGAAGUAAUAAGGAUUUUUGAAGAGAAAGUUUCUGGCGCUGCUAUGCAACAGAAAACACCUGCUGGGAUCUUAGCUUCACCCUUCCAAGGUCCUCCAGGACCACCUGGCAAGGAUGGGUCACCUGGUCCACCAGGAGAGCCUGGGCCUCCGGGCCCUCAAGACCCAUAUAUCAAUGCAGACUGAGGGGCGGGGAGCAGAGGAAAAGGCCAGGAGUGUGGUGCACUGCAGCUCUCUGGGAAAUAUGAAGACAAACGAAGAAUUGGCUGUGAAUAAGAGAAAGUGUUAUCAGUGCGGACAGGAAAGAGCUCCAUUAUUGAUACCUCACUCAAGGAGAGAGAGUUUCUGAAAUACAAAAGGAGCGUAGUCAGGUUGGAAGGUGGACAUUCAUUAUAAGACUAAUCCUUACUCUCUGACUGCUCACACAACACUAAUGGUUUGCUGGUCAGGCUUUCCACUUUAACAUACUUAGAUUUAUAUUGUGCCCGCAGUAGAACUAUGGUAUAGCUUUUAAAGAGGACUUUUUCAUGUAUUGGUGCACACCAAGGCUUUGUUGCACUGGCCUUUGUCUUUAAACUUUUGUAUCUACCUCACAUUGCUCAAGACCAUUUACACAUUAACUCAAAGCUAUAACUUACAAUGCUAGUUUCAUUCAUGAAUAAUGUAUUGAAUGUGCUGAAACCAGAUAUUUACAUUCACUUAUAAAAAAAAAAGGACAUAUUGUUUUUCAUUCUGAUUUGCCAAAAAAUAUCAGAAAAAUCUGAGUUUGCCCAGAAUCUUUAAGAAUGUUCUUAAUAUUCAUAAGUUUACCUACUUAGUAUUUGGUUAAACUGGUUUUUGAGCUAUAUAAACUGGGUCAUAAUGUUUGAUUAUACUUGCAUGGGCUUUUUAUAAGAGUGCUGGAAUUUUGCUCCAGUCACUCUGACAAAUCUUGUGCAACUUUUCCAACUUUGUAGGUUCUCCUGCUUGCACACACUUUUCCAGGAUUUUUGAUGGCCACUCCAAAAUACCGGUAUUAAUUUUUUCCUGCUUAUGCACUUUUUUUAAUUUGGUUGUUUAAUUAGUGUCAUUAUUUAUUCAUAAAACGUAUUUCUGCUCAAGCUUUAACUUCCUGCCUACUGUCUUGUUCUUUUGCCUCAAUAAUCCCAGAUAAUUUUCUUUCCUCAAAUACAAUCUACAAUCAUACUGAAAAAAUGAGAACAUUAUUGUAAAGUUAAUUUACUUUAGUAACUCCAAUCUUUAAGUGAAACUCAUUAUACAGAUAAAUUACACACACGCAUGUUUUCAAGCCCUUAUUUCUGUUAAUUAUGAUGAUUUCCACUUAGAGCUAAUGAAAACAUUACCUUUGAGAUUAGAAUAUUACAUCAGAUUGUUUAAAAAUUAUUUUUUGGGGAGUUAUGUUUAAUUCAUGCGCAAAGACUAUUAUCAGACGGUACUUUAAAUCUGAUGAAUGAGGUUCAUUAAAAUGCAUAGUCUGACUUGUUGAGUAUGUUUAUAUAGAAAACAUGAUGCCACUGCCAUCUUUCCCAGUUACAAUAGUUUUCUAAGGCUUACGCAGAUAAUCAGAGUGGCCAAAUACUUCAAAUAUAGUUUUAUAAAAACACAACGUCUCCAAAAAUAGGAUAUUUCUCUUUGUAUGCAAUUGCAAGCUAUAGCCUGGAUUUUUAUGUUGCUUUGAAAAUAAUGGCUUCAUCUCCACUAAGUGGCCUUUCAGCCCAUGCCAGAACAGGAUUUGUCUCUCUUUUGAUAAUGACAUCCUCUUCUAGUACCUUUCUAUCUUUACGAGCCUGUUUGUUUUUGCUGAUAUGCACAUUUCAAACCAACGCUAUAGUCCCUUAGACACAAAUAUCAUCUCCUUUCUGAACAUCACAAUAGCUUGGCAUUCCCAUGAUGUUUAUACUUGCAUAAGUUAGUUUAAACAAAUGUGGCACCUUUUUGUAUUUGUGUAUUUCUGCUGAUUUAUUUAGAUUCCCAGAUGAUGCUGGUAAAAAAAAAAAAAAAACAGCAUGUUUGAGGCGUUUUCAUAUAUAUCAACUCU
Molecule: messenger RNA, 2653 nt
Organism: Cyprinodon variegatus (sheepshead minnow)
Lineage: Eukaryota; Metazoa; Chordata; Actinopteri; Cyprinodontiformes; Cyprinodontidae
Product: collagen alpha-1(XIX) chain-like
Exons: 13
Coding region: 46-801 (251 amino acids)
Source: RefSeq, a predicted model, not a curated record